AUGAAGAGCGGAUGCAGCAUCUUUGUUGGGAACAUAGACUUCGAGGUUCCGGAAGAACGCAUAAUAGAGGAACUUGGGGCUGUGGGGAGAGUUGUUAGCUUCCGAAUGGUCUAUGACAAGACGACAGGAAAGUCUAGGGGGUUUGGAUUCUGUGAGUAUGAAUCCCCGCUGAUUGUGGAAAAAGCACUGCAGAAUCUGAAGAUAUCGUUCAAUGGAAGGCCAGUAAAGAUAAAUUAUGCCGAAAAUGACAUGCCUGCAAAGUCUAAAGAGCCCGAUAGCCAAGUUCCAGAAAUAGAUAAUCUUAUCAAUGUACUGGAUGCAAUGGACAAAGACAAUCUAAAGGAGGUCCUCUUUUAUUUGAGAAAGCUAGCCUUGGACCAACCAUCAUAUCUAAGGGAGCUUUUGAAUAAGAAUUCGAGUCUUGUCUACGCAAUCAUCCAUGCUGCACUCAAGCUUAAGCUGGUGGAUCCAGGCGCUGUAGAUGAGAUCUUGAAAGAAUCCUUUGAUCUUAACAAGCAGAAGCUGCAGGUUCUAGAAAGAAUAUGCACAAUCUCCGAGGACGAUUUAUGCUUCUUCCCGGAAGAUGUAAGAAGUAAAAUUAAGAAAGUAAGGGGUAUGGUAUUAAAAUCCAGAGCAGAUAAAUAA
This is a messenger RNA of Encephalitozoon hellem ATCC 50504, 645 nucleotides long. RefSeq names its product RNA binding protein. The transcript has a single exon. Gene Ontology annotation, cellular component: mRNA cleavage and polyadenylation specificity factor complex. Gene Ontology annotation, molecular function: mRNA binding. Lineage: Eukaryota; Fungi; Microsporidia; Unikaryonidae. The record is from RefSeq and is a predicted model, not a curated record. Bases 1 to 645 code for a protein of 214 amino acids.